This is a messenger RNA of Pogona vitticeps (central bearded dragon), 951 nucleotides long. It is a transcript of the gene C1QTNF8, whose product is annotated as C1q and TNF related 8. Gene Ontology annotation, molecular function: protein binding. Lineage: Eukaryota; Metazoa; Chordata; Lepidosauria; Squamata; Agamidae. The record is from RefSeq and is a predicted model, not a curated record.
CUGAGCCCGUGUUGAUAUAACAGCACGUUUUCCCUCAAGGAUAUUUUCUGGGAAUUCUGAAUUUAAAAGCGAGGCAGAUUCUGAUUCUCCUGAUGGCCCCAGCUGUGUUGCUCCUGUCUGUUCGCAAGCAGAACCUUCAAGCUUCUGUUCAAGACCGGUUCAAGAUGCGUGCCGUCCUUCUGCUGCUCUUGGCAUCUUCUCUGCGUGCCAGCAACCCACUCGAUGAAAAAGCCUUACCCAAGAGGGAGAACCGGAGGGUCCCUUCCUGCGUGAGAUGCUGUGGGCCUUCUGAGCAGCCAGCUUCUGUCACCGCUUCCCGUUACGCUCGGAUGACCGGUGACUCCUUCUACUCCAUGCCCAGGAUCCGGCCUGCCAUUGACAUCACAAUCUUGAAAGGUGAAAAAGGUGAGAGGGGAGACAGAGGCGUUUGGGGCCCACAAGGCAAAGCGGGGGAACCAGGUCAACGGGGCCAUCCUGGCCGGAAAGGUCAAAAGGGUCAGCCUGGCCUACCUGGCAAUUCCUGCAAGCAGCAUUACGUGGCCUUUUCGGUGGCCCGGCGGAAGCCUCUGCACAGCUCCGAUUACUACCAGCACGUGACGUUUGACACGGAACUGGUCAACCUCUACCAGCACUUCAACAUGUUCACUGGGAAGUUCUUCUGCUAUGUCCCCGGGAUCUACUUCUUCAACCUCAACGUCCACACCUGGAAUUACAAAGAGACCUACCUCCACAUCAUGAAGAACGACAACGAGGCGGCCAUUCUCUACUCGCAGCCCAGCGAGCGCAGCAUCAUGCAAAGCCAGAGCCUGAUGCUCGACCUCCAGGAAGGAGACGAGGUCUGGGUGCGGAUGUUCAAACGAGAGAGAGAGAACGCCAUCUACAGCGAGGAGUCCGAUAUUUACAUCACCUUCAACGGGCAUUUAAUUAAGCCAGAGAUGGAGUGAGUGGUGC